Symbiodinium natans is the source of this 7428-nucleotide messenger RNA. The record is from the annotation of a GenBank genome assembly. Lineage: Eukaryota; Dinophyceae; Suessiales; Symbiodiniaceae.
AUGGGCAUCGCAGUGCAGGAUGGCUCCUUCUUGGGACAGCUCAUUCCUGCCAUGACCAACUCGGGGGCAAACCUAGCAGCGAAAGCACGAACAGGCGGUAGGGAGACUGUUGCGCGUGCCUUCGCUGAAUGGAUCGCUCUGAGCCUGCACCGACAACACGAAGACUUCUUGGUGGAGCUGGCCAUGCUCAGCAGCAGGGAAAAGCAGCAAAAGUUUGUCGAUGGCCUUGCGUCGGAGCGGCCAGACUGGCCAGCAGCAAAUGAAUGGUCAGCAGCAAGUAGCCGCAAUAGCCCGUCACAUUAUGUGCGCUGGCUGUUCAGUGAGCUACUGCAGUUGGCACCCAAGAACGGAGGAGAAGCGGAUGAGGCAAAAGAUGUUGAGCUGCCAGGCGAUGGCACGAGAGCGGAAGGUGACAACAGGGUGACCGAGGCGGAAGAGCCAGCACUAGAGAAUUCGAAGCAGUUCAGCAGCAGUCGCAUCCUGGACCGCAUGCGCACGUUUCUGGGAUCAAGUCUGGAGCUGGGAGAGCUUCUGAAAGCGUUGGGAAAGUUCGAAGACCGUCUCUGCAAGGAAGAGGGGAAGAACACUUGGAGGGACCUGAAGCUGGGAUCCAGUUUCGGCAGCUGGAUCUCGCAACACAACCUGGAAAUUGCAGAUGCUGCCGGACUGGCAAGCCGCAGCCGCUUGAAGGUUGAGACGGCCGCAGAGGACAUGUGGCGCCGAGCCGCUGCAGAAUGUGAUGACGCGGAGCGGAAUCUCCGUUUGCUGCUGCAUCACUUCGGUGCAGUCUUGGCGGACGGUGAGAUUCAGGGCAUUGUCGACAGCAUUGACUGCACGCAGGUCGAGAACAAUCCCGCCGAGCGUUCGACAAAGGUUGUGUUCCCAAUGUCAAGCUCUCAUGCAUCAUCUGGGCCAGCCACUCAAGCUGCGACGAGUGAGGAGAGGGAUGAACUGUUGGAAGAGGCCACCGAAGCAGUGCUUUCUUGUCCGGUACUUUUCGAUGUGGCAGAGUCACUUCCUGAGUGGGAGAUGCGUUUCGGGGCCCUGGCAAUGGACAUCAGCUGCUUCCUGCGCUCACCCGAGUUUGAGGCGAGAGCGAGCAAGAGAGGCGCAGUUGGCAGCAUUCUGGAGGUCCGUCACAAUGCCUUCGUACGCCUACCCUUGGCCAAAGACUGCUCGACGGAGCGGCUCGCUACAGCAUUGGAGGCCACGGACGGCCGCGCCGUAUCUGCAAUCGUGUUGGCCCGCCUGCUGCGUGAGGGGCGGGCGGCGCCUUCUUCACUGCUGAAGGAUCAGAUCUCUAAAGCCUUUACUGGUGCCUUCAAAGAAGGUGAAUCGGAGCGCUUCCUGCUCACGGCCGUUGCCGCACUCCCUCGUGGAGCCUUGGAUGUCACAAAGGAGGCGAUAGAGAUCAUUGCUUCCGGGUACAUGCGCUUGGAACGGCCGCCUGCGGCCUUGCUGAACAUGGCCUUCAACCCCGCCUACGAGGGCGUUCCUUGGCUCCGCUCGGCUUUGAAGCAGCUGGGGCUCCAGUAUGGCGUGAAGGAAUGGAUUGACUUAUCAAGGCCGCAGCCGAGCAAGGCUUCCCUUGAUGCCAACACGCAGCACAAGCAGGCGGCUUCCGAAGAAGCUGAGCGCCAGGAGGCUUUAGAGAAAGCCGAAAGCCAAACCAGCACGACCAAGGAGCAGCCAGCCGUGAACAGGGAGGCAGUGCGAGAGGCAGCCGCGGCUGAAGAUGACGCAGAGAAUGAGGAAGUCUGCAGACGGAUUGCUGCCAUGAAGAAAGUGGACUACGACGACGUGGACUUGGAGAAGCGCUCAUGGAUCAAAGAACCUGAAGAUCCUGGCGUUCGGUCGUUGCAGCGGACUGUGCAAGGAGCCGUGAAGCGAUUGUCGGAAGAUCUCUACAGCGGAGAGGCCCAUUUUCUGCUGGAGCUUCUUCAGAACUGCGACGACUGCACAUAUCCGGAGGGUGAGAUCCCAACACUGCGGCUCACGUACGAAUCCAGGAGGGGUAACUUCGAUAGCAUCACCAGCUUCCGUGCUGGAGAUGCUGUCGAAGCCUAUCUUGUGCUAGAGCACAAUGAGAGUGGGUUCCAGGAGAAGAACGUCACUGCCAUUUGCGACAUCGACAAAUCUACAAAACAACUGGCUGACAAGAAGUUCAUCGGUGCCAAGGGAAUUGGAUUCAAGUCAGUGUUUCUCGUUACCUCCACUCCUGUCUUGCACUCGCGUGGCUUUCACUUCCAUUUCGACGCUGACGCGCUGCAAGGCCUGGGCUCUCUUUUGCCCUUUCCAUUGCCUCCCCCCUCAAAUCCACCUCGUGGAACGCGGCUUGUCUUGCCCUUGAGCAGUACACAAGGGCCCUUGACAAAGCGUGGCCUGCAAGCUCCGGACAUUGGCCAGCGGGCGCUGAAAGACGUGCAGCCCACCUUGCUCUUGUUCCUUCGCAAGCUGGCACAGGUGGAGGUGAUGGACGAAGCACGUGGGCUGAAACAGGUCAUCACCAAAGAGAUUCUCCCUUCAGAGGGCCAGGCCAAGGAGAUCAAGCUGAAGGUUGACAUCACGUCACCAGAGGCAUCGCCUGAGUCGGAGGAGCAGAGAUGGCUGGUACAAACAAGGGGCGUGCAGGUGGAUUCGUUGGUGACGGAGCUGAAGUUAGCCUUCCGGCUCGACAGCGCAGCAGGCAGCUCAGAGAAAGUCUAUGCUUGGCUUCCUUUGCAGUCCUAUGGCCUCCGAUUCAUUGUCCAGGCGGACUGGAAGGUGCCAUCCUCCAGAGAGGCCAUCACGGACAACGUCUUCAAUCAGAGAAUUCGAGAGCAAGUGCCAGCAGCAUUUGUAGAAGCGGCGGAGACUUUCAGAAACCUGGCAUCAGCUGCCGCCCUGGAGCAUGACAUCGUGCUGCAGAGCUGCGAAGAUUGGGAAGAUGAAGGUGAUGCUGGUGUGCCUGGUUCGCAGAUGACAGCAGCUCUGGAUGCAUCGGCGGAAACUCUCUUGCCGUUCUAUGCUGCAAUUCCUCGAUCAGGCGACACCGUAAACUUCUUCCAGGGCACCGACGUGAGCAUCCUCAACGCACUGCGAGAAGUACCUUUAAUCUUGGUGAGGAAGCCAUGUCCAGGCCACAGCAUUGAGCCUGGCAACGGAGACGCAGAAGAGGAUGGCCAGGAGGUGCAGGAGACCCAGGAGCCCCACUUCCGCCUCGCCUUUUCCACAGCAUCGCAUGCCGUUCGCGAGCAGCUGCCAGAAGGAGUCCCAGCGAAUCUGUCCGAGCAUCUGUCGACACUGGAGCCGCUCCUUGCAGAAGCCGGGCACUACCUGGAAGUUGGAAAGCUUCCAGCUCGCGUGGCAGAUGCUCUUGGGGUGACAGCGUUGGACGCGGAUGUUGCCCUGGAUUGUUUGAAGGCCUUUGCGAGGCGUUGGUCUCAAAGGGAGGAGACAUUCGCAUUGCAGGUGUCCGACAUCGAGACGUUGCACCUUCUGCUACUGAUCCUCGAGGCAAAGGAGGAGCUUUACCAGGAGAUCAAGCAAUGGGCCGUGGUUCCCAGUGAGGCUGGUCUUGUGGCCUUGGCAGAGCAGGAGGCACAGGGGCGCAAGGUGUAUGACAUCCCCGAUGAGAUGGCUGGAUUGGAAGCAGUCUUGGGAGAAGGGCAGAGAUUGGAUCCACGACUGAGUCGCAUUGCCCAACCGAAGGUCAAGCAACUGUUCAAGAAGCUUGGCAUUGAGCGCGUGGACGGCUGGGUGUUUUUUGAGAAUGUGCUGCUGCCAGUCCUGUCAGGAGGCGAGGCCCCAGAUGCGGACAAGCUGGUAGCAGUCACAGCGAGAUUCAAGCAUCUUCUGGCCAUUUGCGAAGAUAGCGAUCUCAAGGACAAGAUGGUGGCCUGUGUCAGCGAAACUGGCUGGUGGGUAUUGGCCUCCACACACACGGGCGAAAUGCAGACAGCGAAGGUUGGCGGGCAAUCCGGCAAAGGAUUGCACUUGACACCGCUCUCUAAGUCUUUGGCAUCACGACUAGCUGACGAGGCCCACGAUUUGGAGUGGCUAACUCCAUCGGACGCGUACUGCGCUGAAGAGACUAGCGCAGACAGCGACAGCUCACAGCAGUGGGAAGACUUCUGGACUCUCUUGGGGGCUGUCCCGGCCUUUCACAUCAAGAGGGGGGACGACAUCACAAGCAAAGAGCUGGAAAGGCUUCUCCAGAUUGCCGGCAGCGAUGCAAACUUGGCGAAGGAAGUGGUGGAGCUCCUGGCGCCACAUGGAGAUUUCUAUGCUGACUCCCUGUGGAUUUCAGGAUCCCAGGAGGCUGAUGCCGCCCAGAAGCAGCCAUCCUCCGUGGGGCGGAUGCUCUGCAUGCGCGCAUGGCUGCCAACGCAUCGUGGACUGUCGGUGCCAAUGCACAUGGCCUGGCUGUGCCCCGAUGCACCAAAGCCGUCGGAACAGCGCUUCACCUUUGACCCUUGUGUCUCUACGCUGGCAGAGGAGUGGCCGGGCUUGGGCAUCGAGAAAGACCCAUCUGCUCAGACCAUCAUUAGCAUACUGCGGGACCUACGCUCUCGGAAGGGCGAUCUGAAAAUCGCAACGGGCGAAAUGAAGACGAUCUACUCGAAGCUUCAGGCAAAGCCAGCAAGGAACACCGAAACCUGCCUCGCGGCCUGCGUUGAUCAGGAGGAUCUCGAAAUGUUCAUCAGUGAAGAGAAGUGGGUGUAUAUCCCCAAUCAUCCGAAGCCCCAUGGGACUUUCAAAGAAUGGUACGAUCGAGAUGCUCGACAACCACACCGGGGAGAUUUCUACAGCUUGAGCCAGCUUGUGUUUUCGGACCGGGCCGAGUGCCUGGAUGGUUUCAGCUCCAAUGCCAGGGACGACGCGAUCGACCUCAUGCGUGGGUGCCUGGGAAAACGUGUGGUGGCCAACUACUAUUUUGGCCAGCAGACUCUCUGGCCAGCCUCCUGGAAACGCAGUGUGAGAAGUGAGUUCCUUGACUUUCUGGCCAGCCGCGGUGUCCAGGCAAGGCUGGAGGUUGACGACUACAUUACUGUGCUGAAGGCUGUCGAUGAACAGUUAAGUGUCAUCACGGCCAAGAAGGGGACACCCAAGAUCAAAGAGACACAUAUUCCAGGCUUUGUAAGACAGAUUCUUCGCACAGUGUCCUUGGUUGUGGACACUGAGAUCAAAGAUGCGCAGCACCGCCAGGAGGAAGAGGAGGACGGUGGUGCCGCGACAGACAUGGAAAUGUCCAGCGCCCUUGCGACAUUCUAUGCUGGAGCUCUAGACCUCUGCUUUCUGAAGGCCGCGGACGAGUCGUGGCAGCCAAUGCGACAGUUUGCAUACAUCAUUGACCAGAACAAGCUCUCGCAACUGUCAGGCUGGUUGCCAGAUGCUCGUCGGUUUGUGGCUAUAGUGCCAAUAGUGCCCGGCCAACGUGAUGCGAGCCAUAAAAAUAGACACAGCAUCAUGCAACUCCUAAAGCGAUGUGGGAUCCGGCCCUGGGACCAGAAGGAAGAGACACUUAGAAGGUGUGCGGUGGUCAUCCCGGAGGCCGUGCACAAAGAGAAGCGACAAGCACUGGCAAAAGAGAUUCUGUCCCAAGCGCUGCACAAGAUCGCAGACAAAGCACAAGACAUGCCGGUCAAGGAGAGCGGGCCGGACAUCGGCGACGUUUUCCGUCGUAUGAAAGACGUUGCUGAAAGGCUUCGGGUAGAGCCGGCGAGCAGGAUAUCAUUUUAUCAGGUGAUUGCUCUCGACGUCCAUGAAGUCGAAGCAAGUGGCAAGGAGAUUGCCAGCACGGAAGACAUGUCAAUGCAGUUUGUGGAGUUCAAGUCCUCGAAGAGCGCGGCAGUUCCGAUCGUGAGGAUCAAGGAGCUUGAGCGCAUCCACCGGGAAUUCACCGGCGAAAGUGCUGAGAGUGGAGAUGAGGAGAAGCAGCUCGUCUUUGCCUUUGAGGGCGGGGUCGUGGAGGCCAUUCAGAAUGGCUCGCGCGAGCUUGCCAGAGCCUUGGUCACCUUCGCCAUGCAGGGCCUUCCUGAAAAGCAGCAAGAGCCGAAAGGCAAACAAGGUCUCUCUGAGCAGGCGGCGGCCAUCGUGAACUUAUUGAGAAUGGCGAUCGGAACUGUCGCCCAAGGUCAAAGCGAACCUUCAGAGAGCUUGCCAGAUCUGCCAGAGCGACCGCCAGAACCCAUUUCCAUGGGUGGCGACGACCCCAAUGCCAGCGAAAUGCGAAGCCCAACGACAGUAGCGACAGAAGCGGAAUCGAAACUUGAGGAGGAUUCGGAGUCAAGAGAACAACUGCUUGAAAAGCUCUUCGAAGAGAUGAAGGACAUGGAUGACUCAGACUGGUGGGGCGCACUAGCGCAGGCUUCUGACGCAGAAGACGUCCAACAAGAGGGAAGCGGGGUUGAGCCGGACUUCUCCGUGUCAGACUUGCUUCGGAACGCCGGUGAAGCGCUUGAUUUCAGGCGAAGGCGGCGAUCCAAGGCGACGUCGCGAGAGCCUGGAAGGAAGAGCGGCUCCUCGUCUGUGCCAGCGGUGCAGGCAGAGGCUGCUGGCAGAGACCAGGAGCUGGCCGAGUUGCUGCCUCCCAUGGUGCCCUACAACGUCGCGGAAAGCAGCGUGCCCUACGAUGCCCAGCCAGGGGGGCCGCGACCGGAGGGACGCGGACAGGGAAGUCGCCAAGCGAUGGUUGACGCGGCCGAUGCUUCCGGGCAACCAGCUCGAAAGGAUGGGGGCCGUGCCCCGGCCCGAGGUGAGCAAGACGAGGACCAAAGGGAUUUGAGGCCCAGGAGGAUCCUGCAAAGGGAGAAGCGGCAGCUGAGCCAUCCCAGAGGAUACCCGCUGGAAAGAAUCGCACUGGACCUGGACACGCCGCCCAUGGAGACGGGCAGCUUCCAAGAUUUGGAUGUCCGCUUGGGGGACUUGCAAGAUGCGCUUGGCAAGGCCUCCGCUCCUUCGGCCAGCAGCAUGCAGCGUAGCCCGGUGGGCCAAAUCGGGGAGCAACUGGCGGCACUUUCCCUGGAGCAGCAAGGCUUUCAGGUUUGCUGGAUCAACGAGGCCAGUGAGCUGGGGCUGCCCUGCGACCUCAUCCUAAGCCAGGGCGGAACAAUGCCCACAAUUUGCGGCGGGAGUGGAUCAGUGGAAGCGGAGUUAGUCAAGGGCCUUCUGGACGCAGCACUGCGCGGAGAAGGAGAUCCGAACAUAGUUUUUGCGGAGGUGAAGUCCACGACGUCAGGUGACCGAGAGUUCUUCGAGAUCUCGCGCGCCGAGGUCGAGGCACUAUCGACCCUAGGACCCAGAUAUUGGAUCGUUCGCGUCUUUGGCGUCCCACGCUUGGAUGCGGCGAGCGAGCCGGGCGUCGCCAAGGCCACGAAGGUGCGGCUUUGGAAAGACCCAAACAGAGCCCUUGGGAGGGGCGAGAUGAAGCUGUUGCUGCUGACUUGA